Messenger RNA from Marmota flaviventris (yellow-bellied marmot), 1992 nucleotides. RefSeq names its product D-aminoacyl-tRNA deacylase 2 (gene Dtd2). Gene Ontology annotation, biological process: tRNA metabolic process. Lineage: Eukaryota; Metazoa; Chordata; Mammalia; Rodentia; Sciuridae. Gene Ontology annotation, cellular component: cytoplasm. The record is from RefSeq and is a predicted model, not a curated record. Gene Ontology annotation, molecular function: D-tyrosyl-tRNA(Tyr) deacylase activity.
CCCAACGACAGCAACCCGGAUUCGAGCCAUGGCUGACGGCUGCCGGACGCCUCAGGCUCGGGCGCUUCUGCAGCAGUGCCUGCACGCACGACUACAAGUUCGCCCAGCUGAGGGGGACGCUGCGGCCCAGUGGGUGGAGGUUCAGAGAGGAUUAGUGAUCUAUGUGUGCUUCUUCAAGGGAGCUGAUAAAGAACUUCUUCCAAAAAUGGUUAAUACACUAUUAAAUGUGAAAUUAAGUGAGACAGAAAAUGGCAAGCACGUCUCUGUACUGGAUCUACCUGGAGACAUUCUUAUCAUCCCUCAAGCCACCCUUGGUGGUAGAGUAAAAGGAAGAAAUAUGCAGUAUCACUCCAACUGUGGAAAAGAAGAAGGGUUAGAACUUUAUUCCCUAUUUGUAUCUCUCUGUGAAAAAGAAUUAGCUGCAAACAGUAAGUGCGCUGAAGCUGGGGUUGUAGUGGAACAUGGCACUUAUGGGAAUAGGCAGGUAUUAAAGCUGGAUACCAAUGGACCAUACACACACCUAAUUGAGUUUUGAGAAAUUAAAAGUUAGUUCCUACAGCUAUUUUGUGGUAUAAAAUGACCUGGACUAUAAUUAGAUUUUUUGCCCCUUUGUCUCUUGAAUAUACUAAUGUAUAGCAUUUUCAGAUAAGAAAAUCUUGGGUCCCGUAAAUAAUUGCAACAUGCUAAUCAGAUGACCUUGUCAAGUCACCUAAACUCUAGAGCUCAGUCACUCUAUCCUGUUUUCUACCAUCCUUCCACUCAAGUAUUUGAAAAAUCCUUGUUUAUUCACUUGAUGAUCAUUAAAGAAGCCUUUUAAACCAUACUUUAAAGAUUAUAUACAUUUUAUUUUGUAAUGAAGUAAUGUGUACAAUUAAGAAAAACACAUUUCUUAUACCCUCAAAUUUAUGUACUAUGUACUAAAAGUAAAAGUCAUUGUAUGAAAGUUGAGGUGAAAUCCAACACAAACCAAUUAUAACUUUGUCGAUUUUGUUUCACUAUUUCAGUUUUCUUUUUUUGUGUGUGUGGUGCUAGGGAUCAAAGCCAGGGCCUUGCACAUGCAGACCACAUGUUGUGCCACUGAGCUAUCUUCCCAGCUCAGUUUUCUAUAUUUUGAAUGAAAUAAUAUGUAACUUACUAUUCCUUUUAAUAAUAUCUAUGAAAAUGUAAUGUAGAAAUGUUAUUGUACAUUAUAUUACUUUCCAAGGACAUCUAAAUGCUUUAGAUUAUUUUAAUAAUCUUUAGUACCUCAUAAAUAUGUACAAUUGUUAUGUGUCAAUAAAAAUUUUUUUAAGCAAAAAAAAUAUUUAGUUGAUAUAGGAAUCAGGUAUAAAACAUUCAUAGUUGUUUUUAUUAAACAUAUUCACAACGAGAGAUUAAUGCUCUGUUUUUCAGUGUUCACCAAAACCAUGUAUGUCUCAGUUUCUAUCUUUGGUUUAAAUUACUGAGUUCAUAAAUUUUUUUAGGAAUUUCCUUUCUUGUUGAAUUAGAUUGCUAUACAAGGAAGAAAAAGGGAAGCUUUCUCAGGAAGUUGUUUUUAGUUGACUUGUAUGGAUUGGUUGUUUUUAAUCAGUUUUGUAUUGAUUUAAUGAUUUGGAACCAUUGUCAAUUUUUCUGUUAGUAAAUGUUAAUAUACUAAAUAUUUGUGCCCUCCCCCAAAAUUUAUAUGUUAAACCACUAAUCCCCACUGUGAUAAUAUUUGGAGAUGAGGCCUUUGGAAGGUAACUAGAGUUAAGAUGAGGACUUGGGGGGUGGGACCCUCAUGAUGGGAUUAGUGUCUUUAAAGAAACACCAGAGAACUACCUCUCUAUACUCUCACCAUGUGAAGAUGUAGUAAAAGUUUCUCCAAGGAGAUGUAUAUGUCUUUUAGAUGACCACAAGACAUAUACAAAGCUAGGAAGAGAGCCCUCAUCAGAACUGAUCAUGCUGUUACCUUGAUCUUGAAUUUCUAGCCUGUAGAGCUGUGAGAAAAUAAAAUUUUUAUUGUUUAAGUCA